Molecule: messenger RNA, 2065 nt
Organism: Nezara viridula (southern green stink bug)
Lineage: Eukaryota; Metazoa; Arthropoda; Insecta; Hemiptera; Pentatomidae
Source: the annotation of a GenBank genome assembly
GUUAAACUUAACUUUAUUUUGUAUAUAUUAAUAUUUAAAAAUUCAUGGGAUAUCUUUUACUUUUUGAGUUUCCCGCGUAAAUAAACUGCUUAUCGGUUUUAUGUAAUCACACCAGCGCCGAAUUCGAAGUCGGCUUACCUUUGCUAUUUAUAAACCUAGAUAUCAGUUACACGUGUUCCUGUAGUUUUAGUUCUGUAGAUUUUAUGAUAAGUAGCUUUCGAUUUAAUUCAUAGUUCGAUAUAUUCCUACUUCUUUUAAUUCAUUUAAGAACUAGUUACUUCUAAUUUUAAUUUUAAAAAUGCCGAGUACUCCCGACUACAAAGUUGCCGACAUUAGUCUAGCAGAAUUUGGAAGGAAAGAACUUAUGCUAGCAGAGCAAGAAAUGCCAGGGUUUAAUGGCCCUAAGAAAAAAAUAUGGUCCAACAAAACCUCUUAAAGGAGUUAGAUUAGCUGGAUGUCUUCACAUGACGAUCCAAACUGGAGUUUUAAUAGAAACACUGAUUGAAUUAGGUGCUGAGGUAAGAUGGUCUAGUUGUAAUAUUUUUAGCACGCAAGAUCAUGCUGCCGCAGCUAUGGCAAAGAGCGGAGUGCCUGUAUUCGCUUGGAAAGGUGAAACAGACGAAGAGUACAUCUGGUGUAUAGAACAAACUUUAGAAGGAUUUUCCGAUAAAAAGCCCCUUAAUAUGAUACUUGACGACGGAGGAGAUUUGACCAACCUGGUCCAUACUAAAUAUUCUCAUUUGUUGCCUAAUAUCAAGGGCAUCAGUGAAGAAACUACAACUGGAGUCCACAACUUAUAUAGAAUGUUAAAAGAAGGAAAGCUUAAAGUUCCUGCUAUCAAUGUUAAUGAUUCAGUUACUAAAAGUAAAUUUGACAAUUUAUAUGGUUGCCGAGAGUCGCUAGUCGACGGAAUCAAACGUGCUACGGACAUCAUGCUUGCUGGCAAGGUGAGUGUCGUAGCUGGAUACGGCGACGUCGGAAAAGGCUGUGCUCAGUCUCUAAAGUCCUUCGGAAGUCGAGUGAUUAUAACUGAAAUCGAUCCGAUCAAUGCCCUUCAAGCUGCAAUGGAAGGUUAUGAGGUUACUACAAUGGAGGAGGCUUGUAAAAUAGGUCAAAUAUUCGUCACUACUACAGGUUGUAAAGAUAUCAUUACGGAUAAACAUUUUGUUCAAAUGAAGGAUGACUCCAUCGUCUGUAAUAUAGGCCAUUUUGAUAUCGAAAUUCAAGUAGCCUGGUUAGAAAAAAAUUCUAUCGAAAAAGUGAAUAUAAAACCACAGGUUGAUAGGUAUACGCUAUCGAAUGGAAGACACAUCAUUGUGCUGGCUGAAGGAAGACUAGUCAACCUCGGAUGUGCUACCGGUCAUCCAUCUUUCGUCAUGAGCAAUUCAUUUACGAAUCAAGUUUUGGCUCAAAUUGAACUUUGGACCAAGAAUGAAAAAUAUCCAGUCGGCGUAUAUAUAUUACCUAAGAAAUUGGAUGAAGAGGUAGCUGCUUUGCAUUUAGAUCAUCUUGGAGUUAAAUUAACCAAGUUAACGACUGAGCAAGCACAAUAUUUAGAUAUCCCAGUCGAAGGACCUUACAAACCAGAUUAUUAUCGUUAUUAAUUUAUAAAAUAAAAAUAAAAAAAAGUAAGAAAACAUUGAUAAAAAACAUUUUAAUAAAUAAAUAUAUUUAUUUAUAUUUUGUCUUUUUAUUUUUUAAUUAAACACUACAAAAUUCACAAUAUUUCAGUCUCUAUGGCUUGUUUCAUUAUAGAAAAAGUCAAACUUUUCAAUUACAAAGACAAGAAAUAGAUUUUUUAAAAACAUGUAUAGGUUUCCAAUACAUGGCAUUUUUAAACCGCUGUUCUUUGUAAUGCAAGCUCUUUUAAUUGGGCACGGAGAGAAGCGAUUUCUUCAUCCUUUGCUAUUGAUUCCCUUUUCAGCUUCAUUAUGGUCUCGGUCUGCUCAGCCAGGACACGUUGGGUGUCCGAAAUCUGAGAUUCAUCGAGUACUGCAAGAAGUUCACUGGAUGAAGGUCGCCUUUUGAUACUUUUGCUGAUCGCCUGACUUAUGAUGUUUGCCUA